UCAACCAAAUCAUGUCUGGACGCGGCAAAACCGGCGGCAAGGCUAGAGCCAAGGCUAAGACCCGAUCAUCCCGGGCUGGGCUUCAGUUCCCGGUGGGUCGUGUCCACAGGCUGCUCCGCAAAGGCAACUACGGCGAGCGUAUCGGUGCCGGCGCUCCCGUCUACCUGGCGGCAGUGCUCGAGUACUUGACUGCUGAAAUCUUGGAGUUAGCCGGCAACGCAGCUCGCGACAAUAAGAAAACUAGGAUCAUCCCCCGCCAUUUGCAGCUCGCCGUCCGCAACGACGAGGAGCUCAACAAACUCCUUGGCGGAGUGACUAUCGCCCAGGGCGGUGUCCUGCCCAACAUCCAGGCUGUCCUUCUGCCCAAGAAGACCGAGAAGGCUGCCAAGAAGUAAUGCUAUUGCCUGCACGAAAACACCCCACAACGGCUCUUUUAAGAGCCACC
Molecule: messenger RNA, 445 nt
Organism: Entelurus aequoreus (snake pipefish)
Lineage: Eukaryota; Metazoa; Chordata; Actinopteri; Syngnathiformes; Syngnathidae
Product: histone H2A
Exons: 1
Coding region: 12-395 (127 amino acids)
Cellular component (GO): nucleosome
Molecular function (GO): structural constituent of chromatin; DNA binding; protein heterodimerization activity
Source: RefSeq, a predicted model, not a curated record